Molecule: messenger RNA, 1071 nt
Organism: Aspergillus heteromorphus CBS 117.55
Lineage: Eukaryota; Fungi; Ascomycota; Eurotiomycetes; Eurotiales; Aspergillaceae
Exons: 1
Coding region: 45-638 (197 amino acids)
Source: RefSeq, a predicted model, not a curated record
GACUACUGCGUACUAAACGGCCAGAUAAGGUGCCACUUACUGCUAUGAUGGGCCUCCGCGUCAGGUACUCGUGUCGCCCGAGGGCAUCUGAUUUGACCCUGCCACUCAACCCCCGUCCAGCGGCCUUUGGUUGGCCAAUCCAUGGUCGCCAUCGUUGUCUCCUAGCCCGGGCCUGCAUCAUCCCGCCCAAGGCACCAACUGCCAGACCCGAUCUUUUUGGGCCAGUCGCUGCCGGCCCUUGCACUGUUUGGAUGGGUCCUCCCGAUCUUUCGGUGUAUAUCCCAGUGGAUUGUACUCCGGGCACGCAGGAGUACCUUAGCUGCCCAUGGCAGCCCGGGGUUCCCAUGCAUCUUCACCAGGGGUUGACAAACAGUAGCGCAGUUGGGAGAGUUGGGACUCGGGAAGGGAGAUGGAUAGGGGGAAAUCAAGAAAUGGAUGCAUUAUGGAGGCAAGAGAUGUGCAUGGUCGGACUCAUCUGGACCUUCUCCCCCGGAGGUGGGCGAGGAGAGAGGAGAAUUGGAUUUUCUGGCCGGACAGGACGGGCAGGACAGGACAGCCUCUCCAUUAAUUUUCCCCGUGUAUUUUUUUUUUUUUUUGCCUUUUCCGACCCCCCUCUCCCCCUCCCCUCCCAGCUGUAAGGUACUUAGGUGUAAUUCUGUAACUGCUGCAGAUAUGAAGACGUAACUUGGAUCAACGUCAUCCGCCUGGUACGUACCAGCCACGAGUUCUCCUCCCUUUUUAAACACGCCCCCUCAAUUCUGGUCGCGGGUGGCUCAUCAUUGUUAUUGUUGUCCCUCCUCUUCCGGUGUCUUGCUCCUCAAAACAAUACCACCUUGGGGGUACAGACAGCCUCUUCAUUCUCCGAACCAGGAAGUUCAAGCAAUGUUCACCCCCAUCCUUACCUGUUAAUUACAGGCGACCAUCCACUAUCCACCAUCCUUUUAACUUAACUACAUUUCCCCCAAGGAAGGGCCUCCCAUCGAUCCAGCUGGCUGUCUGUGCACCCUCCCGAUAGGCUUCCCAUAAAUCCAUAGGUGCUCUGAAGCCACCCAGUAACUAUUUCGGAGCCUU